This is a messenger RNA of Penicillium pulvis, 489 nucleotides long. RefSeq names its product copper transporter family protein. Gene Ontology annotation, molecular function: copper ion transmembrane transporter activity. The record is from RefSeq and is a predicted model, not a curated record. Gene Ontology annotation, cellular component: plasma membrane. The coding region runs from base 1 to 489 and encodes 162 amino acids. The transcript is spliced from 2 exons. Gene Ontology annotation, biological process: intracellular copper ion homeostasis; copper ion transmembrane transport. NCBI's taxonomy places the organism in Eukaryota, Fungi, Ascomycota, Eurotiomycetes, Eurotiales, Aspergillaceae.
AUGGACAUGUCUACGGCCACCACCACCUCUUCCAGCAUGACAAUGUCAUCCACCUCCUCAUCCGACAUGAGCAUGUCCGAUAUGGCAUUCAACACCAACAACCUCUCCGCAAUUCUUUUCUCCCAGUCGUGGAUGCCAACGACUACUGCGGGCUAUGUUGGCUCAUGGUUCUUUCUCUUCUUCCUUACCGUGAUUUGGCGGGCCUCGGCUGCGAUGCUAUCCAAGCUCGACGUGUUCUGGGCUGCGAAGAACGCAAGGUACUCGAUUCUCAUCAAUGGUGGUCAAGAUCAACCCACACAAACGGAUCUCGUGACUGCAUGGCGGCUGUCGGUCAAUCUGCCUCGAGCGGCACUACGAAUGGUUCAUCAAGGCAUCGCAUAUUUACUCAUGAUCGCAGUGAUGACCAUGAAUGUUGGGUUUUUCUUCGCGGUGCUGGUCGGUUACUUCUUUGGAGAACUGGUGUUUGGCCGUGUCUCACGAUCGGACUAA